This is a messenger RNA of Thamnophis sirtalis, 1821 nucleotides long. RefSeq names its product isopentenyl-diphosphate delta isomerase 1 (gene IDI1). Gene Ontology annotation, cellular component: cytoplasm. Gene Ontology annotation, biological process: isopentenyl diphosphate biosynthetic process; isoprenoid biosynthetic process. The record is from RefSeq and is a predicted model, not a curated record. NCBI's taxonomy places the organism in Eukaryota, Metazoa, Chordata, Lepidosauria, Squamata, Natricidae. Gene Ontology annotation, molecular function: isopentenyl-diphosphate delta-isomerase activity.
CCGCGAGCGUUGCGGGGCGUGUUGCCUGGCGAUGUGGCGCGCGACGCGCAGGUUGGCGGCGGCCGCGGCCGCGGCGGCGACGCCGUUGUCGUCGUCCGUUGCGGGCGGGGGAAAGGCAGCGCCGUUCCAUUUAUCAUCGCGAGCGGGCAGCUGUUUCUGUCAGUGGAGCCGCCGCGCACCUAGGUGGAUCUCGCCUGCCUCUCUCGCGGGCCCGAAGGUGAACGGAGCGCGGGAGAUCAACAGCACAAUCAUGCCUGAGAUAAAUACAGAUGAAUUGGAUGAGCAGCAAGUUCGAUUGCUGGCAGAGAUGUGCAUCCUAAUAGAUGAAAAUGACAACAGGAUCGGUUCAGACACGAAGAAAAACUGCCACCUGAAUGAAAACAUUGACAAAGGAUUAUUGCACCGUGCUUUCAGUGUCUUCUUGUUCAACACAGAGAAUAAGCUAUUGUUGCAACAGAGAUCAGAUGCAAAAAUCACUUUUCCAGACUGUUUUACCAAUACCUGUUGCAGUCAUCCACUAAGCACCCCCCUUGAACUGGAAGAAAAUAAUGCCCUUGGCAUUAGAAGAGCAGCGCAGAGAAGAUUGAAAGCUGAGUUAGGAAUUCCACUGGAUCAGGUCACUCCAGAAGAAAUCUUCUACCUAACCCGAAUUCACUACAAAGCCCAAUCCAAUGGAACAUGGGGAGAACACGAAAUAGAUUACAUCCUUUUUGUGCAGAAGAAUGUAACGUUGGAUCCAGAUCACAAUGAAAUUAAAAGCUACUGUUAUGUGACGCAAGAAGAAUUGAGAGAAUUGCUGGAAAAGGCUUCCCGAAAUGAAAUUAAGAUUACUCCGUGGUUCAGACUAAUUGCAGAGACUUUUCUCUUUAAGUGGUGGGAUAAUUUGAAUAAUUUGAAGAGAUAUGUUGAUCAUGAUAAGAUACACAGAAUGUAACAAAUUAGGCUGUUCUAAAAUACCAUACCUUAAAUUUUUCAUACUGAAAUUGUUUGUUGAAGCAGUGUAUUUGUAGAUUGAUUGCAACCUAGGAAAUUAGGAAUAGGCCCCUUUAAGUGGAAGUUAGAUAUUUAUCUCACAUUGCAUAGCUGGUUUUUUCCUGGAAUGAAAUUUCUUUUCCUUUCAUUUCAUGGUAUUAUUAAGUCAUUAACAAGUUUGCACUCCAUGAAAAACCACUGUUAAGUCUGAAUAGUCACCAAGCCACAAUGCCAUGAGAGUAAUUAGGGCUUGAUUACAAUCUCUCCCAAAAUGAUGUGUUUGUACAAUAUGGAAUGAGUCAGCUAACCAGUCCAGUUGUGCAAGUAAAAUGAAGAGGUGAACUUGAACUAGUCGACUCUAAAAGCUCUUCCGUAUUUUUCUACCAGUCUUACUGAAGCAUGCAGUGCAGUUUUUCUAUACUGUCCCCCUUCAAGUUACCUGCUUAUCUUUCAAGUAAUUAGCACUUUCCUAUUUAUACUUUACACUGUUCAGUGUUUGACUUACUUUUGAAGAACCUAUUCUCUUGUAAACUAUUCUAAGCUCGUAAGAUAUUUUCCCCAUUAGAAAAGAUAUCUGAUAUUUCAAACUAGAAAUGUUAAAACUUCCAUGCCUGUAGAUUCUAAAUAUGUCUUUCCUAUAAGAAUUAAGCUAUGAUCUAAAAGAAAGGAAAUCUUAAAUGUAAAUAACUUUUUCACAGAACCUUGAAAAAUACCUGAGCUAUUAAUAGAACCAAGAAGGGGAAGAUUUUAGGCAUAUCCUAUUGUCUAAGGGGGGAAAUGGUGUUGGUGUAUUCUUCGUAAAUGCAAUUAUGAACCAUGAAAAUUAAAGUUUAAAAAUUGAAUCUCUGA